AUGAAGUCAGUAACGGUGAUGUAUCAUAGAGUAAGGCGAGGUAUAACUCAAGAUUUGACACCUGCAUUCACUUCAAUGUAAUGGUAAAUUAUAUUAUGGUUAGUUUGUACUAAGAUAUAAGUUAUUUGUCUUGAAAAACACUGUCAUGUUCUUAGUAUAAUAUGACAUUGCGUGUCGUACACCUUUUAUAGGAUUUUGAGAUUUUAUUUGUUGUUAUAUAUACUUUAUUGUUUUUAUCUCCCACAGGCCAUUAGUCCUUAUAGUUAUCUACCCGACCGUAUACAUAUCAUAUCGUACUAUUAUAGAUAGUGUAACAUAAUGUAAUGCAUACUUAUAUUUACUUUAUCCUUUCAUUUUUAGAUGACAACAAAAGCCCCAUAUCACUACCUACUACUGACCUCAAAUCUAGUGUACAGUAACCCAAACAUAACUCAAUGGCAUAUUCAGGUCAAUCGAGAAGUUCAAACUCGCAUAUUCGGGUGGAUGUUGUUGUUGUUAUGGAUAUCGGCCAUCUUCUACAUGACUCGAGACUUCUGGUUCCCAGCAGCCUACUCUCAGAAACAAGUCGUACCUACUUCGGAUAAACCUGUAAUCGUGGUAUUUGAGGCUAGAAGUGAUAGUGUUCAGUCUUUUGAGACUAUAUGA
Messenger RNA from Bursaphelenchus okinawaensis, 645 nucleotides. The record is from the annotation of a GenBank genome assembly. Lineage: Eukaryota; Metazoa; Nematoda; Chromadorea; Rhabditida; Aphelenchoididae.